Messenger RNA from Purpureocillium lilacinum, 456 nucleotides. RefSeq lists its product as uncharacterized. Gene Ontology annotation, molecular function: RNA binding. The record is from RefSeq and is a predicted model, not a curated record. NCBI's taxonomy places the organism in Eukaryota, Fungi, Ascomycota, Sordariomycetes, Hypocreales, Ophiocordycipitaceae.
AUGGCUGACGCCGCUCGCUGGAAGGCGACCGUCUUCGUCGGCGGACUCGCGCCCAUGGUCACGAGCAACCAAGUUCUGGACGCCUUCAUCCCCUUCGGCGAGAUUGUCGAGGUUCAACUUCCCAAACCGGACUCGCGGAACUCGACAGAUGCCCACAGAGGGUUCGCCUACGUCGAGUAUGAGGAUGUCGAUGACGCCAAGGAAGCCAUCGACAACAUGGAUCAGUCGGAGUUCUUUGGUCGCAUCCUGAAAGUCUCACAAGCAAAGGCGCCCAAGAGCGCAGAAGAGGGCCUGGGCAGCAAGAAAGCUAUCUGGGAGCAGGAGGGAUGGCUGGCCGAGCACGCUGGGACGCAGGAGAAUGGCACGACAAACGGCCAGGACCAGCCGGUGGACGACGCUCCAGAUCCCAUGCAAGGACUAGAGGGACUGGAUGUUGCCGGGCCAAAGCCGGCUUAG